Messenger RNA from Pipistrellus nathusii (Nathusius's pipistrelle), 942 nucleotides. The record is from the annotation of a GenBank genome assembly. Lineage: Eukaryota; Metazoa; Chordata; Mammalia; Chiroptera; Vespertilionidae.
AUGGCCACAUCAGCAAAUCUGGAUCUUGGAGCCCAGCUGAUAGUGGAAGAGUGUCCCAGCAGUUACAGUCUCACUGGCAUGCCAGACAUUAAAAUAGAACAUCAGCUGGACUCCAAUGCACAAGAAGGAUCAGCUCAGGGUGUUGCAAUGGGGAUGAAAUUCAUAUUGCCUAACCGAUUUGAUAUGAACGUGUGUUCUCGAUUUGUGAAGUCCUUAAAUGAAGAGGAUAGUAAAAAUAUUCAAGAUCAGGUUAACUCGGACCUGGAGGUGGCAUCUGUCCUAUUUAAAGCUGAAUGCAAUAUCCAUACAUCUCCUUCCCCGGGAAUCCAAGUAAGGCAUGUCUACACUCCCUCUACAACAAAGCACUUCUCACCCAUAAAACAGUCAACCACCUUAACCAACAAGCACAGAGGAAAUGAGGUCUCAACCACACCUUUGUUAGCAAAUUCUUUAUCUGUUCACCAGUUAGCUGCUCAGGGAGAGAUGCUCAUCCUGGCUACUCGUAUUGAACAAGAAAAUGUUAUCAAUCACACGGAUGAAGAAGGAUUUACUCCUCUGAUGUGGGCUGCAGCACACGGGCAAAUAGCUGUGGUAGAGUUUCUACUUCAGAAUGGUGCUGAUCCCCAGCUUUUAGGAAAAGGUCGCGAAAGUGCACUGUCUCUGGCGUGCAGUAAAGGCUACACCGAUAUUGUCAAAAUGCUGCUUGAUUGUGGAGUUGAUGUAAAUGAAUACGAUUGGAAUGGAGGCACACCUUUACUUUAUGCUGUACAUGGAAAUCAUGUGAAAUGUGUAAAAAUGCUCUUAGAAAAUGGAGCUGACCCAACAAUAGAAACCGACUCUGGAUAUAAUUCUAUGGACUUGGCUGUAGCCCUGGGGUAUAGAAGUGUUCAACAGGUUAUUGAGUCACAUCUGCUGAAGCUGCUUCAAAACAUCAAGGAGUAG